This is a messenger RNA of Camelina sativa (false flax), 1065 nucleotides long. RefSeq names its product magnesium dechelatase SGR1, chloroplastic. Gene Ontology annotation, biological process: chlorophyll catabolic process. The record is from RefSeq and is a predicted model, not a curated record. NCBI's taxonomy places the organism in Eukaryota, Viridiplantae, Streptophyta, Magnoliopsida, Brassicales, Brassicaceae.
UUCUGAGAGAGAGAAAAGAUGUGUAGCCUUAUGGCAAACUUGUUUCUCCCAGCAAAUUUGAAACAAGAUGUUUCAGACAAAGAGAGAAGCAGCUCAAUCCCUUCAACAACUAGAAGUACCAAGACGAAGAAGCAAUCUAUGUUUCCUGUUGCAAGAUUAUUCGGACAGGCGGUUUUCGAAGCUUCUAAACUGAAUGUAGUGUUCUUAGGAGUUGAUGAGAAGAAGCAUCCCUCAAAGCUCCCAAGAACUUACACUCUCACUCACAGUGACAUCAGCUCGAACUUAACGUUGGCUAUCUCUCAAUCUAUCAAUAAUUCUCAGUUGCAAGGAUGGACAAACAAAUUGUACCGGGACGAAGUGGUGGCCGAGUGGAGGAAGGUGAAAAGUAAAAUGUCGCUUCACGUUCAUUGUCACAUUAGCGGCGACCAUUUUCUUUUGGACCUCACUGCAAAACUUCGUUACUUCAUAUUUUGCAAGGAAUUACCAAUGGUGUUAAAUGCUUUUGUCUAUGGAGAUGAAGACAUGUUAAACAAUUACCCUGAACUGCAUGAAGCUUAUGUUUGGGUUUAUUUCCAUUCAAACAUCCCCGAGUUCAACAAAGUCGAAUGUUUGGGUCCGCUAUGUGAGGCUACCUCGCGCGGUGAUUGUAAGACUGAGACGUGUGAAGUCCUACCGGAACCUCCUUGUCUUGAUGAGUGCAGCUGUUGCUUUCCGAUGGACAGCACGAUCUCGUGGUCUUCUCACGCUCAUGGCAGCCAAGGUCAUGAAGAGGAUGAAGAUGUAGCUACGGCCGGAGAGAAUCUUGUGACUGACUACACGUAUAAUCGUAGUAAAAGAGAAAAGUAAUACAACAUAGAUGUAUCCUUCGCUAUUGGAGUAAAUAACAACAAGGCGCGACUCAAACUAUUUACGCCAUGUCCAAGAUAUCCAUUAAUGUAUAGUUUAUGUUUUACGAUCUUUGUGCUAUAAUAUACUCUACAAGACUACAACUAUAUGUGAAUCUACUCUACAUAUACAUGUGUUUAAUCCGUGUGAUCAUUUAUGAAGUGUACAACUAUAUUUGAA